This is a messenger RNA of Pyrus x bretschneideri (Chinese white pear), 2653 nucleotides long. RefSeq names its product pentatricopeptide repeat-containing protein At3g29230-like. NCBI's taxonomy places the organism in Eukaryota, Viridiplantae, Streptophyta, Magnoliopsida, Rosales, Rosaceae. The record is from RefSeq and is a predicted model, not a curated record. The coding region runs from base 110 to 1882 and encodes 590 amino acids. The transcript has a single exon. Gene Ontology annotation, molecular function: RNA binding; protein binding. Gene Ontology annotation, biological process: RNA modification.
CGCACUUGUAGUCCACUCCCUACUGUCGUAUCGUUGCUUUUUUCUUUGAACCCGAAAAAAAAAAAGGAAUUAAUAGGACAGACAAGAGCAAAAGAGCUAGUGAAUUAGCAUGCGAGGUUCCUUAGAGUUCACUCUCUCGAAACUAUUACCACAAUCCACGUUCAAACAGUUGAAGCAAAUCCAUGCCCUCAUUGUCACAACCUCUAUCAACCAGAACAUCCAAAUUUUCUCAAAAUUUCUCCGGCGGAGCACCGAGUUUGGAUCCAUGGAGUAUCCCUAUCUCAUAUUUUCCCAACUGGGUCCUCAACUCAGUAACGACAUUGUGAUUCAGAACGCCAUGAUUAGAGGGUACGAUAUCAACGGUCCGUUCGAGCAAUGCGUCUCAGUGUUUGAUGAAAUGCCUCUGAGAGGAAUCAAACCCCAUAACUUCACCUACCCAUAUGUCUUGAACUCCUGCUCUAAAUUGGGUUGGUACGGAAAAGGAAAACAAGUGCAUUGCCAUAUUGUAAAGCAUGGGUUCGAGUCAAAUCUGGCGGUUGCUAAUGCCCUAUUCAAUAUGUAUGUUAAAAUGCUGGAUUCCUGCGACUCUGGUGUUGUAAAUUAUAGGACUUUGAAUGAUGCCCGCAAGGUGUUCGAUUAUAUGCGUGUGAAACCUGUAGAAUUGUGGAACCGCAUGAUCUCACGGUAUGCGAGCGUUAGUGAUGUUCAGAGUGCGAGAAAGUUGUUUGAUGAUAUGCCUGACAAGGACGUUGUUUCAUGGAAUUCUAUGAUUUCCGGUUAUGCUGCAGUAAGAGAUGUAGGCAGUGCAAGCGAUCUGUUUGAGAGGAUGCCGGAAAAGGAUGUCAUCUCGUGGACAUUGAUGAUCGGAGUGUAUGCCAAUGCCGGAGACCUUAUUACGGCAAGAAAGUUUUUCGACACAAUGCCGUGCAAGAAUGUGGUGUCUUGGAACAGUAUGAUAUCAAGUUACAACCAGCAUAGACAAUAUGAAGAAGCAUUGGAUGUUUUUGUGCAAAUGCAUUCGGAAGGUGUGGUUCCGGAUGGAUAUACAUUUGUUUCGGUUCUGUCAGCUUGUUCCCACUUGGGUGCCCUAGAGUUCGGGAAAUGGACACACAGCUUGAUAGAAGAUUGGUCUCGUUUCGGAACCAUUUCAGGGACUGCCCUCAUCGACAUGUAUGCUAAGUGCGGGGACAUAAACAGAGCUUUUGCUCUUUUUAUCAAGAUAGGAAAGAGGGAUGUAUUUUGUUGGAAUGUUAUGAUUAGAUCGGUCGCUAUCCACGGAAGAGCAGAAGAUGCCGUCAAGAUAUACUCAUUGAUGCAUAAGGAAGGGUUGAAGCCGAAUGACUUCACGUUCACAGCUGCUCUCUUUGCUUGUAGCCAUGGAGGCUUGGUAGAAGAAGGCCAAAGAAUCUUCCAUUCCAUGGACAAAGAAUUUGGGAUUGUGCCAAAGCUUGAGCAUCUUGGCUGCCUAAUCGAUUUGCUGAGCCGAAAUGGUCGGGUGGAGGAAGCACUACGUAUGGCAAAGGAAAUGCCGUAUAACCCCGACAUUGCUAUAUGGGGAACCUUGCUUGGGGGUUGCAGAGAAUCUAGUCACCUUAAGUUGGCAGAGGAAGUGAUAGAGAAGGUUACUGAGUUGGAAACAGACGAAUCCGGGGUUUAUGUCCUCUUGGCUAACAUGCGUGCCUCGGCAGGGCAAUGGCCAGAGGCUCAAAGUGCAAGAGAGAAAAUGGAAGAAAAGAAGAUUUGGAAGAACACAGGACGCAGUCAUGUUUACGCCUCUAAUGGAACCCAGGAGCCCGAGAUCAAAAGCAACUCAAAAUACGGAGAGGAGAAGGUAGAACAAAUUAGAUUCACUUCAAACCAAUGUGAGCCUAAAAAAGAAUAGCAAUUCAUUCAUUUUGCCACCAAUUUUUGUGACCAAUUCGGGUCUCGGCAACAUUUGCCUAACACACCUGGACCAGGGGAACAAAGGCACCAUGCAGCAUUUUGUAAAAACAUAUAAAGAAAAAAAUACACUUCUCGAAAAAAGGAAGAACUUUACUGAUCAAAGACGAAUUCUACAACGAUGAUUACAUGCCACAAGGCUCCAACAGAACGCAACCGAUAAGAAUCCUAUGGGAACGCAUACAUCGCCUACCCACCAUUACACAAAGUUAAGACAGUUGUUAGGUACAUUCUAAGAAGUAAGCGCAUACAUCUCCUCCUACGCAUCGUUACAGAAAAGCAGAACAGGUUUUCGUACAAAAUCUCAAAUAUUGAGAAUCUGAAAACAUAACUCAGACAACAUUGUAUGACUCCCGGUGUCUAAAGUAACUAACAAACCUUCAUGCUAAGAAACAAGAACUUGCACAGCGCAACCACUGUUCAGACAAAGUUUCAAGAGUAAUGCAAAACGCAUUAGCAAAUACGAUCAUAACCAAACAUAGAUGAACAAAACAGACCACAAGAUAUGCUUCGUUCAUCUGGAUAAACUGAAGGAUCUCAUACUUACCAACUUAAGUUCAGUUAUAAGAAUAAUAUCCGGUUUUGAGUUUAGGUAUCCACGCAAUGAUGUCCAGACGUGAUCUUCAGUAUACUGAAUAUUGAUAUCACGGUAGCUUCAUAAUUCCUUCUUCAUUAACUGAUCAUGUUGAACUGGAAUCGGGAAAGCUGCUGU